CAUGUUUCAAUUCAUGAUCGAUUUUCAGCUGUUCAAUCUCAAGAACUAAUUCUCCUCCUGCAUAAUUUCAACAAGAAAGACCUCAAUUUUCCACCUUAUACUUCCCAACUUCUGGUUCUACCCUGCAGUUUUCAUCAAAUGAAGCCUUCUUCUGUAAUUUUCCUUCUGCUUUUUUCUCUCUUUCUCACCCAGGCUCGAGGAAUUCGCUUGGAGAAAGGGUCUUUUGCAGCUCACCAACAUAAACAACACGAUGAAGAAAGCAAUCUGUUGAAAGGAAUUAACAGUGCUGCCAAGAAGGAUGCUACUCUCUGCGAAGAUGAACAGUAUUGCGCAGGAAAAAGAAAGGGUAGGAAACUUGUUACUUCAUCAAUUUCCACAAACCAAGAUAUUUCAAAGAAUGUGAAGAAUGAAGGGAAUGAAACUGAGGCCACAGAAAACGACAGCAGUAGAAAUUAUAAAGUGAAAUGGGAAGGAAAGGAAAUAUUUGUAAAUAAGCAAGAAGAGAUUUCUGAUGAGAACUAUAUGGAGUUUGUGGACAUUGUUGGCAUGGACUAUUCUCCAGCAAAGAAGAACCCUCCCAUACACAACUAACUCUUGGGAUGAUCAACAAGAAAAAUGCUGCAGUAUUUUAGGUCUAAGAAUGAUUUGUAAAUUUUGUUAUUGUCUGUGUUUUAUGUCCUUUGAUACUAUUUUAUGAGGGUCGGAGCAUGAAAAGAAUGCUUGUUGUUCCUUGUUUGAGAUCUAAUAUUGCAUAAAUUACACUC
Messenger RNA from Vigna umbellata (rice bean), 764 nucleotides. RefSeq lists its product as uncharacterized. The record is from RefSeq and is a predicted model, not a curated record. NCBI's taxonomy places the organism in Eukaryota, Viridiplantae, Streptophyta, Magnoliopsida, Fabales, Fabaceae.